CGGGCAGUUCCGUGGCAGCAGGCGACGAACCACAAACGGGCGUUCGUCUGGCCACUGCAAUUUUACCGGAGUGGGGUCAAAAUAAAACCGAGGGGCCGAGUGAAAAAAAGAGACAAGGGCAUCGCCGUCGGCAUUGAGUGAAAUUGAACGAUUCGGAACCUGGAAAUUCAGCGACGCGACAGCAACAACUCUGCCUUUCAUGAGCUGCUCACCACCCUAAUCCGGCACGAUGGACACCGCGCUCGACAUCCUUGAUCCCCUCGUCUUCGACAAGGCCUACGCCUACUUUGUUCCCGCCAGGUCCGUACAGCCAAAUGCUACAGCCCAUGGCGCGCUCGGCCUGGGCCGCUUCAGCUCCGACUUCGCCGCGGCAUCCGGUUCCCACGGCUCAGCAUGGGCACGCGACAACAUCCUGCGCCAAUGCAUCUCGAUCAUGAUCAUCACCCAAAUUGGCGCGACGUCGCUGUACUGGAUCUUCAGCGCGCUGUCGUACUACUUCAUCUUUGACCGGAGGCUGGAGUACCACCCGCGCUUCCUGAAGAACCAGGUCCGGCAGGAGAUCGUAUCGUCCAUGAAGGCGGUGCCCUGGAUCAACGUCCUGACGCUUCCCUUCUUCCUCGCCGAGGUGCGCGGCUAUAGCCUCCUCUACACCGACGUGGACGAGUACGGCUGGGCGUGGAUGGGCAUCUCGACUGUGCUGUUCAUGAUCUGGAACGAUUUCUUGAUCUACUGGAUUCACCGCCUGGAGCACCACCCCAGCGUCUACAAAUACAUCCACAAGCCGCAUCACAAGUGGAUUGUGCCGACGCCAUGGGCCGCGCUGGCCUUCCACCCGGUGGACGGCUGGGUCCAGUCCCUGCCUUACCACGUCUUCGUCUUCGUCUGUCCUGUCCAAAAGUACCUGUACAUGGUGCUCUUUGUUCUGGUGCAGAUCUGGACCAUUCUGAUCCACGACGGCGACAUGAUCACGGGCCAUUGGCUCGAGAAGUACAUCAACAGCCCCGCCCACCACACGCUGCACCACAUCUACUUCACCGUCAACUACGGCCAGUACUUCACCUGGGCCGACAGCUACUUCAAGUCGCACCGCCCGCCCCAGCCCGACCUGGACCCCCUGCACGACGCCUUGAGGGUCAUGCGCGAGAAGGGGCUAGUAGAUGAGAAGGGGCAGCCGAUUCCGGGAGCCAAAGAGAAGGACAAGAAGAAGGAUCAAUGAGCCGGGUUGGCGUGGUCCGGAGAGGGGAGUAGGUGUGGGUGGCUUUGCAUUGAGGAUUUUAACGCUGCAGAUGAGCGAGCGAACAGCGGGUUUGAGUUUCGGGCUGGUUCAAAAAAGCGUUUACGAGAAUGCCUAUGCCUCGAUGAGCGUCACGGAGGUUACGAGUACAU
This is a messenger RNA of Chaetomium strumarium, 1386 nucleotides long. Its product is annotated as C-5 sterol desaturase-like protein. Gene Ontology annotation, cellular component: membrane. Gene Ontology annotation, biological process: sterol biosynthetic process. Bases 230 to 1216 code for a protein of 328 amino acids. NCBI's taxonomy places the organism in Eukaryota, Fungi, Ascomycota, Sordariomycetes, Sordariales, Chaetomiaceae. The transcript is spliced from 3 exons. The record is from RefSeq and is a predicted model, not a curated record. Gene Ontology annotation, molecular function: iron ion binding; C-5 sterol desaturase activity.